Molecule: messenger RNA, 1437 nt
Organism: Aspergillus glaucus CBS 516.65
Lineage: Eukaryota; Fungi; Ascomycota; Eurotiomycetes; Eurotiales; Aspergillaceae
Exons: 3
Coding region: 1-1437 (478 amino acids)
Biological process (GO): lipid metabolic process
Cellular component (GO): membrane
Molecular function (GO): oxidoreductase activity, acting on paired donors, with oxidation of a pair of donors resulting in the reduction of molecular oxygen to two molecules of water
Source: RefSeq, a predicted model, not a curated record
AUGAAGCCCACGAAAGCAGACACAUCCAACUUCGACCAAGUGUUAUCGGCCAGACAAGUGGAAGGACUGAUCACUAGUGGCCAUUCAAUCAUCAUCCUGGAUCAGAAAGUCCUCAAAGUCGACGCGUGGAUCAAGUAUCAUCCCGGCGGCCAUAAAACGAUCGAGCAUAUGGUGGGAAAGGACGCAACAGAUGAAAUUACCGUUUUCCACUCGGACGAAACGCGCAGUCAGAUGUUCCGGUACCAGAUUGGGAGGAUUGAAGGGCGAUGGGAGAACCUCGUGCCUCCUAUCCAGGGAGGGCAGCAUCGAGAAUACCCAAAGGCCAAUGGAGAGGCCUCGUUGCAGCAAUCAACACCGAGGCUCGAUAGCCCGUGUGGACUUUCUUUUCUCGAUAGCUUGACAGUGAAUGAAGUGGUGCUCACCAUGGACAAGUACCCUUCACUGGACCAGAAUACGCAGGAUGGAAUUACCGAGAAAUAUCGGGAGCUUCAUGACAAGAUCCAGGCUGAGGGAUUAUACGAUUGCAACUAUACUGCCUAUGCCUGGGAAUUUGGGCGCUGCUCAUUGAUCUUUGGUCUCAUGCUGCUUCUUCUUCAUGCCGGGUGGUAUUGUACCAGCGCCAUCUGUCUGGGCUGGUUCUGGUCACAGCUUGUUUUUGCGGCCCAUGAUUCUGGCCACAUGGGCAUUACGCAUAAUCUGACGAUUGACAGCCUGAUUGGUAUGAUUAUCGCUGCCCCGAUUGGGGGUCUUUCGCUGGGCUGGUGGAAACGUACGCAUAACGUACACCAUAUUGUGACCAACGCGCCAGAACAUGACCCUGAUAACCAGCAUCUGCCAUUCUUUGCCGUGAACCAUCGGUUCCUUGGUAGUUUGUUUUCUACCUAUCAUGAGCGGCUCAUGUCUUAUGAUGCUGUGGGAAGGCACUUGCAUCGCUGGUUUGAGAUCGUGGGAAACUUGGUAUUCUGGUAUUGGUUUGGUUAUCGCCUUGUUUACAAAUCAAUCCCAACAGCCUGGGCUCGAUUCACCUUUGUCAUGGUCAGCCACAUGGUCACGAUGCCACUACACGUGCAGUUUACAUUAUCCCACUUUGCCAUGUCAACCACCGACCUUGGCCCAACAGAAUCCUUCCCCCAGAAAAUGCUGCGGACAACCAUGGAUAUCGACUGUCCGGAAUGGCUAGACUUUCUCCGCGGUGGUCUUCAAUUCCAGGCGAUCCACCAUUUGUUCCCCAGGGUUCCGCGCCAUAACCUCCGACGAACUCAGAAAUUGGUGCUGCAGUUUUGCCGUGAGGUUGGCAUUCCGUAUGCGCUGUAUGGGUUUGUGGGUGGGAAUCGGAAGGUGGUGGGGAGCUUGGCGGAGGUUAGUCGGCAGGCUGCUAUUCUGGCGCAUUGUCAGAGGACUAUUGCGAAACGAGGGGAUCUGAUCCAUGGUCGUUGA